Saccoglossus kowalevskii is the source of this 660-nucleotide messenger RNA. Its product is annotated as mucin-19-like. NCBI's taxonomy places the organism in Eukaryota, Metazoa, Hemichordata, Enteropneusta, Harrimaniidae. The record is from RefSeq and is a predicted model, not a curated record.
AUGGGAGUGUAUACUAUAGGGUCAGAAGUGAUGCAAGAAAGAGGUACUCCCAUGGGAGUGUAUACUAUAGGGUCAGAAGGAAUGCAAGCAGGAGGUACUCCCAUAGGAGCAUAUACUAUAGGGUCAGAAGGGAUACAAGCAGGAGGUACUCCCAUGGGAGUGUAUACUAUAGGGUCAGAAGGGAUACAAGCAGGAGGUACUCCCAUAGGAGCAUAUACUAUAGGGUCAGAAGGGAUGCAAGCAGGAGGUACUCCCAUAGGAACAUAUACUAUAGGGUCAGAAGGGAUGCAAGCAGGAGGUACUCCGAUGGGAGUGUAUACUAUAGGGUCAGAAGGGAUGCAAGCAGGAGGUACUCCCAUAGGAGCAUAUACUAUAGGGUCAGAAAGGAUGCAAGCAGGAGGUACUCCCGUGGGAGCAUAUACUAUAGGGUCAGAAGGGAUGCAAGCAGGAGGUACUCCCAUGGGAGUGUAUACUAUAGGGUCAGAAGGGGUGCAAGCAGGAGCUACUCCCAUAGGAGCAUAUACUAUAGGGUCAGAAGGGAUGCAAGCAGGAGGUACUCCCAUGGGAGUGUAUACUAUAGGGUCAGAAAGGAUGCAAGCAGGAGGUACUCCCAUGGGAGCAUAUACUAUAGGGUCAGCAGAAAUAUGUCCAGCAUUAUAA